AUAACCAGAACUCUGCAUCCUACGAGAAGCCGAAUAGGAGUAUCACCGAGGAAAAAUGGACGGCAAGAGGCAGAUCAAGUUCAUGACUUACAACGUCUGGUGCCGCGAGGACGUUGUCGUCCACAGGAGGAUGAAGGCCAUCGGCGACCACGUUCGGGAACAUUCGCCGGACGUGAUUUUCUUCCAGGAGGUCACGCCGUACAUCAACUCGAUCUUCGAGAGCUUCGCAUGGUGGAAAUCCUACUACUGCUCACCGGUGCCCCCAGAAGAUCAAACGGGGAACCGCCACUUCUGCUUGAUGCUGAGCAAGCUUCGUCUGCAGGGCUACGCGCGCUGGAAGUUCGGCACUUCGCCGACGGGGAAGUGCUACCUGGAGGCCGACAUUACCCCUGGACCGGCUUCUUCAACGAAGCGGAUACACAUCGCCACGACCCAGCUCGAAUGCCCUGUGCCCCCGGAGUCGAUGCACCUCCGGGAGCGCUACAUGCAGGCAAAGCACGCGGUCUCCUCGUUGAGUAGCGCGGACAACGUUGUGCUCGGCGGCGACAUGAGCUGGGAUGAUGACGCCGACUUGCCAUUCCCCCUCCCCACUGGCUGGUGCGACGCCUGGGAAAAACGACACGUCGAACUGAGAGUUACAGGUACAGCGGUUGGACUUAUGAUAGUUUCUGGGUGGAAAACCUCGGGGAGUUCAAUGGCCACGUAGUCCAUGAACCAUGGACCAAGAAGCGGUCAGACCGAUUUGUGUGCAAGCUGCAAGACUACACGCUGAAGACAAUACAGCUGAUCGAUGGGGGUCAGGGUUUUGGAGGUAUUGGACCUUUUGGUAGUAUUCGUUAUACGAACUACAGGACGGGCAUCCUCUCAGACGUGGAGCUAAGGCCGAGUUGUCACCGCGGGUUGGUCCUCACAAUCGUCCCCAAAUAAACCUAAGUCAGUGUGCAAUGACAGUUAUGUCCACCUGAUCUGGAUAUCCUGAUGACACUGUUUGCUUCUUGUCUUGGAUGUCGCCAGCAUAUGCACAUUGGCAUCAAUCUGAAUGUUAUUAUUCCAAUAAACCAUAUGCAUGCAUUCUUGUUGG
Messenger RNA from Triticum aestivum (bread wheat), 1081 nucleotides. RefSeq lists its product as uncharacterized. Lineage: Eukaryota; Viridiplantae; Streptophyta; Magnoliopsida; Poales; Poaceae. Gene Ontology annotation, biological process: double-strand break repair. The transcript is spliced from 4 exons. Gene Ontology annotation, cellular component: cytoplasm; PML body. The record is from RefSeq and is a predicted model, not a curated record. Gene Ontology annotation, molecular function: single-stranded DNA binding; 5'-tyrosyl-DNA phosphodiesterase activity. Bases 56 to 706 code for a protein of 216 amino acids.